Messenger RNA from Lachancea sp. 'fantastica', 1197 nucleotides. The record is from the annotation of a GenBank genome assembly. Lineage: Eukaryota; Fungi; Ascomycota; Saccharomycetes; Saccharomycetales; Saccharomycetaceae.
AUGUGGAAUGGUCGUAAAAAUGCUGGAAAUAGUGUUGAUGGUGAUGACAACUCAGGAGGUAUCUACAAAUGGACAAUGGAUGCACUUUUUGGACGCCGCAUAUCCCCAUCACGUCGUUUCAAAGAAAUUUCACAAGACGACACCAACUACAGGCUGAAAAGAAAUCGUGGUAUGCCUAAAAAAUGGGACGGUGUAGACUAUCAGUCGUCUGGAAGAAAUCGAUCAACGUCUGUUUCGUCAAAUAGGUCAUUUUUACAACGGUACGAUCUACUGCAUGAGGAAGACGCUGACUCCCGGAUCGCAUCUGAUUCCGAUUUUGACUUCCAAGAACUAAGCAAUCUCCGCAGAAAUCGAAGAGAAGUGCCACAAGUUGGAAAAGUCAAUGACUUUGUCGAGCACGACAGUGCCGAUACUUUUUCGGCCCGCAGACAAAAAAAACUUCAAGCUCGUGGUUUGAACUCGACGCACCCGUCCAUAAACAAAGACAGCAGCCUCAAAGUCAACGCUCCCGAUCUCAGCGACCCUUUGAUCUCCAAGCUUUUCGGUAAAGAAUCGGCUCAACUACCGCAUACAAAUCUCCCUGGGAAGUUUCCUUCGCCUUUCAAGCAGGCUUUUGAACAUCCUCAAAGUAAGCGAGAUCCACCGCCGCAGACAAAAGAUUUCACAGACGACUAUUUGCAGCUUCUGGAAGAGCUCGAUUUGAACGGCCAGAAGCUUAAACAGCUUCAAGGUAGCAUUCAGCAACACAAUGAUCAUCAGCGGUCUAUAGAGGCAAGCUAUCGCGAAAAAUAUCUUGCCGUGCGUCAAGAGUUAAUUGCAGAGCUGAAGCAGUCAAAAAACAUUUACGACAACUACUACAAGCUUUACGGCAAAUACAAGCAAUUGAAGUCCUCCACUGUGUCACAAAAAGACACUUCAAAACGCAUACGGGAUCUGGAAUCCCAAGUUGUCGACGUGUCCAUCGAGCGAGCCGACCAGAUUCGUCAACUCAACGAAACAAUCUUUCGUCUCGAGCUAGAACAGCAAGAGGAUCGAGCCAGAAAUGAUCGCGAAAGAAUCAAGUAUCAAUCUAGAAUCAUGGAGCUUGAGAGUCUUCUGCGAUCUCGACUCUCAGACUCACCAUUGCAGCGCACAGAGCGUCUACCGUCGCAGAUGCGAGUUGAUGAACCUCGACCGUACUCGGAAACCUUCACAUGA